Molecule: messenger RNA, 501 nt
Organism: Symbiodinium natans
Lineage: Eukaryota; Dinophyceae; Suessiales; Symbiodiniaceae
Source: the annotation of a GenBank genome assembly
AUGUUUCUUAAUACAGUUCGAGUGGAGGACGAGGAAGCGGAUGAGAGGAUCUGCUACCUGCUUGGGAAGAUGGAGGCUGCCCUGGCGACGAGACCUCCCACGGACAGCUCCACGUCCACGGCGCAGGAGUGCCUGAAGGAGUUGGAUGAGCUGCUGCCCUUCUCCAUGCCGGCCAAGGCCAAGGCCAAGGCGCUCCUUGCUUCUGCACAAUGCGAGCUCCUUCACCGAGCUGCCUGGCAAGAGGACAACAAAUCUGCCCACAUUAUUCGCUGGACUGGCCUCGACGCGGACAGCAUGGAGCAGAGGCUGAAGGACACGCAGAAGCUGUGCGAGACGGCUGCGAAAGACUUCCAGCUCUGGCUCGGCCAGGACUUCCUACUGAUCGAGGACCGCUUAGAGAAGGUCUACGCGCUCGUGAAGGACCAGCACGAGCUCUUGGCGAAGUACCGGCGCCAGAAGGCCGACUUGGGCAUUUUUUCGGAUCCAGCAGAAAAAACAUAA